GCUCUAAGAUACGAAUGGGGGUUACCUUUCGAGUCCAACUCAGAGGAACGCACUUCAGCCUCCCAGGACACAUCCACAGACUUCCAGACUGACCCAGACUACCACUCACCAUGUCAGUCGUAACCAGGUGCAGUGGUACCCGUAGCUACAGCUCACUCAGCACUCUCGGCUCGAGUGCUUAUAGUUCGUCAGGUGGAAUGCAGAUUUCCAGCGGGUUUGGAGGCGGUGGGUACGGUAUGGCGGUAGCCCCGAUUGGUAGUCGAACGCAAAGUGUUUACGGGGGUGCGGGGGGAUAUGGCACCCGCAUUUCGAAAUCUUCUUUCUCGAUGGACUGGGCUAACGAAAUGGACAUAUUUGCCCAUGAGAAGCAAACCAUGCAGAAUCUGAAUGACCGCUUAGCCACUUAUUUAAACAAGGUGCGCUCUCUGGAGGAGGCCAAUCGGAAGCUGGAGCUACAGAUUAAGCAGUUCUACGAGGCGAGAUCACCCGCUUGUAAGAAAGACCUGACGAAGUUUUACGCCACCAUCACAGACCUCCGCGACAAGAUACAUGCCAGGUCAAUGGAGAACUCAGCGUUGCUGCUGAAUCUGGAUAAUUUUAGACUUGCAGCUGACGACUUCAGGAUGAAGUUAGAGACAGAGACUAAUAUGCGUAUGACCUUGGAAGCCGAUGUGAUUCGUCAGAAGAGAGACCUGGACAGCUUUACAUUGGCCAGGGGAGACCUGGAGAUGGAGCUUGAGGGGCUGAGGGAGGAGCUGGUCUAUGUCAAGAAGAACCAUAACGAGGAGAUGCAGUUGAUCCGGACGCAGAGUGGUGCGGUGACGGUGGAUAUGGACUGUGCUUCCCAAGUGGACUUGGUCAAGGUGUUAGAGGAGACGAGGGCACAGUAUGAGGGCAUUGUCGCCAAGAACCAGAAGGAGGUCAUCACAUGGUUUGAGAGAAAGGUGAAGGAUCUCCAAACCCAGAUCACCACCAGCACCACAGAGGUACAGACCUCUCACUCUCAUGUGACCGAGCUGAAGAGAACCUACCAGAGCCUGGAGAUUGAACUACAUAGCCUGCUCACUCAGAAAAGGUAUCUGGAGAAUAAUGUAGCGGAGGUCACCGAGCGCUACAGCGUCCAGCUGAGUCACCUGCAGCUACGCAUCGACGCCCUGGAGGAAAAGAAACGCCGGCUCAAUGUCAGCAUCCAGCAGCAGGCCUCCGAGUACCAGAUCCUCCUGGACAUCAAGAUGAGGCUGGAGAUGGAGAUCGCGGAGUACAGGCGCCUGCUGGACGGCGAAGGGUUCGGCAUGCAAGUGGAGGGGAGCAAGAAGGUGCUUGUGGUUCGGAAAGAGGAAGUGGUGGAAGAGCACAACCCCCACAUGCAGAAGCGAGUGAGGGUGAUAGUGGAGGAUAUGGUGGAUGGGAAGGUGGUGUCCACCUCAGUUGAUGAGAAGAUCCAGGAUGUCAACGACCUGAAAAGACCAGAUGAUAUGGUAGUCCAGGUUACCAGGACCAUGGAACUCCAGUGACUCGGGUUCAAGCCCAAUCUGGGCUGUGUUCCCACCCUUCCUGAAAUUCUCCCUUGAAAAAAUCAAAAAUGAAUAGGGAAUUGUUUUUUUUUUAAAUUGCAGUUAAAAUAAAUACAAUACCAACUUUAUAACUUAAUCUACAAUUCAUGUUUAAAAAAUUCAUGUUUUUCUAAUCUUGGGGUUGGAUGUAGGAUUAGGUAGACUGGUGUUUUUUUCCAUCAUGUUUCAAAUUUCCCCUCUCACUGUGAGAAUUUAAACCAAAACCAAAUGCUCUUACCGAAUGAGGUACAUGACUUGGCUUGCAAUUACCGUAUAUCUGUUGAAAGGCUGCAUCAAAAGUCAAAUAAAACAUUUCUUUAAGGCA
Esox lucius (northern pike) is the source of this 1878-nucleotide messenger RNA. It is a transcript of the gene krt99, whose product is annotated as keratin 99. Gene Ontology annotation, molecular function: structural molecule activity. Bases 111 to 1514 code for a protein of 467 amino acids. The record is from RefSeq and is a predicted model, not a curated record. NCBI's taxonomy places the organism in Eukaryota, Metazoa, Chordata, Actinopteri, Esociformes, Esocidae. The transcript is spliced from 9 exons.